This is a messenger RNA of Grus americana (Whooping crane), 824 nucleotides long. It is a transcript of the gene CRYBA4, whose product is annotated as crystallin beta A4. Lineage: Eukaryota; Metazoa; Chordata; Aves; Gruiformes; Gruidae. Gene Ontology annotation, molecular function: structural constituent of eye lens. Bases 169 to 759 code for a protein of 196 amino acids. Gene Ontology annotation, biological process: visual perception; lens development in camera-type eye. The transcript has 5 exons. The record is from RefSeq and is a predicted model, not a curated record.
GCCCGGUCUCAGGACUUGGGGGUCCCAGGGAAGGGCAAAGCCCCCGGCGCAGAGCCAGUGGGUCGGGCCAGGCUGCAGCAGCGAGGCCAGGCUCGCAGUGGCCAGCGAUGCACCAGCCCUGUGCCAGGCUUUAACGGUCCCGUUCCCCUGUGCCCUGGCAGGGCCACCAUGACCCACCGCUGCAGGAGAUCCUCUGGUCUCUGGAAGAUUGUGGUGUGGGAUGAGGCUUUCUUCCAGGGCAAGAAGCAUGAGUUCACCGCUGACUGCUACAGCACCCCGGAGCACGGCUUCAGCACCGUCCGCUCCUGCAAGAUCGAGAGCGGGGCGUGGGCAGGCUUCGAGCACUGUGGCUUCCAGGGGCAGCAGUUCGUGCUGGAGCGUGGCGAGUACCCGUGCUGGGAGGCGUGGAGCGGUAGCAAUGCCUACCAUGUGGAGAGGAUGUGCUCCUUCCGCCCUAUUGCCUGCGCUGACCAUGGGCGCAGCAGGCUGAUGCUCUUUGAGCAGGAGAACUUCCAGGGCAAGCGGGGGGAGCUGAGUGACGACUGUCCCUCGCUGCCCGCCCUGGGCUGGGGCAGCAGCGCCGUGGGCUCCUUCUUCGUCCGCUCUGGCGCGUGGGUCUGCUCGCAGUACCCGGGGUACCGGGGCUUCCAGUACCUCCUGGAGAGCGACAGCCACGCGGGCGAGUACAAGCAUGUGCGGGAGUGGGGCUCCCACGCACAGACCGGCCAGGUCCAGUCCAUCCGCAGGGUCCAGCAGUGACCGCCGGCACCAGAGCCGCCGUGCCGCUGGCUGCGCGCCCUGGGCAUCGUCUCUCCCGCAGGGCG